Drosophila erecta is the source of this 1003-nucleotide messenger RNA. RefSeq names its product fibrinogen-like protein A. The record is from RefSeq and is a predicted model, not a curated record. Bases 242 to 979 code for a protein of 245 amino acids. Lineage: Eukaryota; Metazoa; Arthropoda; Insecta; Diptera; Drosophilidae. The transcript has 3 exons.
UCUUUAUUCAGCAUCACUUUCUUGCGCUUUACCAGACGAUCAAGAAGAUAAAUGUAGUACCAUUUGCUAUCCAACUAUAAAGCCCUUGUUAAAGCAUGUGGCAUUGUGCAAUCAAAAUAAUGAAAUAAUUUUAAAACUUCAAGGAAAAAUUCGCGAACAGGAGAUUGAAAUAAACAGAUUGAAGAUUAACAACGAGCAACUUAAUUCUCAAUUGCGGGAAGCCACAGUAUCUGCUAAUUGGAUGGAUCAACUCAAAGAAGCUCUCGACCAUAAUCGAAAUAUUAUGAGUGAGAUCAAUAAGAAGAUUAUUAAGGCGGACGAUCUUAUCAGCCAUAGUAAACUUAAAGAAAUUGCAAAUGAAACGGAAGGUUUCCAAGUCAACUGCUCGGCGGAGGAUCAGGAUUUGCCCAGCAACUGUUUGGGUUUUGAGAAUGGAGAGGGUAUAAGGCAAAUCAAAGUGCCUGGAGCCAAAAAGUUUUAUGUAAUGUGCGAUUCGAAAACUGCUGGACCCGGUUGGACAGUCGUUCUACGCAAUUUAGGUAAUGAAAAUUUCAACCGUAACUGGACGAGCUAUAAGAAUGGAUUUGGUUCCAUGGACUCGUCCUUUUUUGUAGGACUAAGCCGCCUGCAUUUAAUGACUCAAUCGCAGCCCCAUGAAUUGUUCAUUGCGAUAUAUUUCAAACACCCACUACACUCGCAAUUCACAAAUUCUUUUGAUAAUUUCAUCGUCGGCGGCGCGUCUCAAGGUUAUAGGCUUGAGUCGAUUGGCAAUCCUACGUCCAGCCAUUUUCCCUUUAUUCAAAGUCAAGUUAAAGCCAAAUUUACAACCUUUGAUUCGAACAAUGCUGGAACUAAAAUCAAUUAUGCUAGAGGAACAGCCGGUUGGUGGUUCACGGCAGGAAAUAAACAAAGCUUAACACAAUGGCAAAUAGGAUAUGAAAAAACUCUGAUGCUAAUUCGACCUAAAAUGUACCUGUAAAAUUGUGCAAAGACUCAAAAGCAU